This is a messenger RNA of Closterium sp. Naga37s-1, 1374 nucleotides long. Lineage: Eukaryota; Viridiplantae; Streptophyta; Zygnematophyceae; Desmidiales; Closteriaceae. The record is from the annotation of a GenBank genome assembly.
AUGCCUCAUGAACUCGAGCCUCAUGAACCCAUGCCUCAUGGACCCAUGCCGCGUGGACCCAUGCCUCAUGGACCCAUGCCACAUGGACACAUGCCUCAUGGACUCAUGCCUCAUGGACUCAUGCCUCAUGGACACAUGCCUCAUGGACACAUGCCUCAUGGACACAUGCCUCAUGAACCCAUGCCUCAUGGACCCAUACCUCAUGGACUCAUGCUUAUAGACUCAUGCCUCAUGGACUCAUGCCUCAUGAACACAUGCCUCAUGGACUCAUGCCUCAUGAACACAUGCCUCAUGGACUCAUGCCUCACGGACUCAUGCCUCAUGGACUCAUGCCUCAUGGACUCAUGCUUCAUGAACCCAUGCCUCAUGGACUCAUGCCUCAUGGACCCAUGCCUCAUGGACUCAUACCUCAUGAACACAUGCCUCAUGGACUCGUGCCUCAUGAACCCGUGCCUCAUGGACCCAUGCCGCAUGGACCCAUGCCUCAUGGACCGAUGCCGCAUGGACACAUGCCUCAUGAAAUCAUGCCUCAUGGACUCAUGCCUCAUGGACUCAUGCCUCAUGGACACAUGCCUCAUGGACACAUGCCUCAUGGACUCAUGCCUCAUGGACACAUGCCUCAUGAACCCAUGCCUCAUGGAAUCAUGCCUCAUGGGCACAUGCCUUAUGGACUCAUGUCUCAUGGACACAUGCCUCAUGGACCCAUGCCUUAUGGACACAUGCCUCAUGGACUCAUCCCUCAUGGACACAUGCCUCAUGGACUCAUGCCUCAUGGACUCAUGCCUCAUGAGCACAUGCCUCAUGGACUCAUGCCUCGUGAACACAUGCCUCAUGGACUCAUGCCUCAUGGACUCAUGCCUCAUGGACUCAUGCGUCACGGACUCAUGCUUCAUGAACCCAUGCCUCAUGUACUCAUGCCUCAUGGACCCAUGCCUCAUGGACUCAUACCUCAUGAACACAUGCCUCAUGGACUCGUGCCUCAUGAACCCGUGCCUCAUGGAUCCAUGCCUCAUGGACCCAUGCCACAUGGACCGAUGCCGCAUGGACACAUGCCUCAUGGACUCAUGCCUCAUGGACUCAUGCCGCAUGGACACAUGCCUCAUGGACACAUGCCUCAUGGACACAUGCCUCAUGGACUCAUGCAUCAUGGACUCAUGCCUCAUGAACCCAUGCCUCAUGGACACAUGCCUCAUGGACCCAUGCCUCAUGGACACAUGCCUCAUGGAGUCAUGCCUCAUGGACACAUGCCUCAUGGACUCAUGCCUCAUGGACCCAUGCCUCAUGAACUCAUGCCUCAUGGACUCAUGCCUCAUGGACCCAUGCCUCAUGGACUCAUGCCUCAUGGACUCAUGCCUCAUGGAUCAAGUAGUGUGA